CAUCACAACCACCGCCCACUAUUGCCACGCCACGGAGCUCUGGCAGAACAUCGGCUUGCAUCACCAGGCCUGGGAGGGGCUCGGUCUCGCGGUCUCGCCGCCAUUGGCUGCCACGGCACUACCGACGGCUUUACGGUACAGGAGGGGCGGCGAAAGAGGAUGUUGUACAUGUCCCUUCCACGCUGCGGAGAGACGACUCAUCUGGGCUCCGGCAUGCUUGUUCUCCGAUUCACGUCAUCCUAAAGCCGCCCGAAGCACAAAGAAAUGCCCGCCGAGUCACGCCGACACAUUGUUCAGGCACCGCGGGGGGAGAAAAGCAUGUAACCGGCUAGAGUGGCACCGGCGGGGCGGCAAAGAGUGGCACCACCUGGCACUUCUUUCUCCUUCUUUCCUGUUGUUUUCCAGCUGAGAGUGACGCCUCUUCUUCCUCCUCGUUUUUCUUUGGGAUCUUUUGCAGUGUGCGCAAAAUGAGCGAGGAAGUGUCAGAGGUCCCUAAAGAGCUUAUGGAGAGCGUGCGGGAUGCAGUGGGGAGGAAGGUGAAGCUGUCACUGAGAAAGAAAGUCAAACUGGAGAUCAAAGGAGACAAGACGGAGAAUCGAGUCUUGGCUCUUGCAUCUCAGCGAGCAUACCUCCUGACUGCACGUAUUCCCACCAAGGUGGAACAUUCUUUUAAUUACCUGGAGAUUCAAGGAAUAGCUUCUAACAAGCCAACACAGUUGUUUAUAGAAUAUGAGCGAGGCUCCUUCUCUCUGAAGCUGCUCUCCACUGAGGAGGUCAAUGAAGUGGUUGCUCAUUUGGGAAACUGUCUCCUAAGAAUAUGUCCAGGUCUUCCACCCAGUAAAGUUAUGAAAAAGCUCAGCAUGGAGCCUGCAGACAGGCUGAACUCUCUCCAGACGAUGUGGGAGAAUAACAAACCUGCUGACCCUGGACCAUGUGGUGGCUUUUCACAGAUGUACAGGUGUGUUUGUGACUGGUUGUCGCUGCCAUACAGAGAAGAGGUUCAGUGGGAUGUUGAUACCAUCUAUUUGACACAAGACACCAGAGAACUUAACUUACAGGACUUCAGCCAUCUAGAGAACAGAGACUUGGUGGCCAUAAUUGCAGUGCUAGAGUUCAACCAGUGGUUCACCAAGCUCGCCACUAAGGACUACAAGCUGUCUGCAGAUGUAUGUGAACAGAUCCUUCGGGUGGUGUCUCGGUCCAGCAGACUUGAGGAGUUGGUACUAGAUAACGCAGGGCUCAAAACUGAUUUUGCCCAGAAGCUUGCUGCUGCACUCGCUCACAACCCCAGCUCAGGACUCACCACCAUCAAUCUGGCCAACAACCAACUUGAGGACAGAGGUAUCUCCUCUCUUGGUGUUCAGUUUGCAAAGCUUCGUAUUGGGAUUAAGCAUUUAAACUUCUCCAAAACCUCAGUGUCACCCAAAGGGGUGAACAGCCUUUGUCAGUCACUGAGUGCCAACCCGUCCAUCCCCAGCAGUCUCGUCCACCUGGACCUCUCAGGGAACAUUCUCAGAGGAGACGACUUGCAGCAUUUCUACCAUUUUUUGAGCCAACCCAACCACCUGACAACCCUUGACCUCUCCAACACGGACUGCUCAUUGGACCAGGUUUGUUCUUCUCUCCUGCGUGGGUCGGUCCAACACCUGUCUGUCCUUAAUGUUUCAAAGAGCGUCUUCCCUCACAGGAAAGGCAAAGAGGUGCCGCCAUCAUUUAAGCACUUCUUCAGCAGUGCCAUGUCUCUCAGUUUCAUCAAUGUGUCUGGAACAAAGCUGGUGCCAGAUGUCCUCAAAGCUCUCCUGCUCGGCCUGGCCAGUAAUCCCAACGUGAAGGAUGUGUCUCUAGACAUCAGCUGCUGUGAGUUGCGGUCUGGAGGCUCCCAAAUACUGGAAGGUUGCAUUGCAGAGAUUCCAAACAUCUCCAGUCUAGAUAUCUCUGACAAUGGCCUGGACUCUGAUCUGUCCACUCUGCUCAUAUGGUUGGCUAAAAACCGUUCUAUAAGACACUUGUCUUUAGGAAAGAACUUCAACAACAUCAAGUCCAAAAACCUUGCUCCAGUGUUGGAUAGUCUAGUCCAUAUGAUCCAGGAAGAAGAGUCGCCCCUUACUUCACUGUCUUUAAGCGACUCUCGACUAAAGAGCGAUCUAACCAUUGUUCUGAAUGCGCUGGGCAGCAACUCAUCGCUUACCAGAAUAGACAUCAGCGGUAACGCAAUGGGCGAUAUGGGCGCCAAAAUGCUGGCCAAGGCAUUGCAGAUCAACUCCAAACUCAGGACAGUGAUCUGGGACAAAAACAACACCGGUCCACAAGGCCUACAGGAUGUCGCAGCAGCUUUGGAAAAAAACUUCGCUAUCCGUUUCAUGCCCCUCCCCAUCAUUGACGCCUCCCAGGCUUUGAAGGCCAGUCCAGAAAAGACAGAGGACGCCUUGCUUAAGAUUGAAAAUUAUCUGUACAGAAACCAUGAGACCAGGAAGUACCAACAAGAGCAGGCAUAUCGCCUUCAACAGGGCAUUGUAACCACAACCACACAGCAGAUGAUGGACCGGAUUUGCGUGAAGGUGCAGGAUCACCUAAACUCUCUGAGAAACUCUGAGACUGACGUCAUUUUGGAAGACGUCAGGUCGGCAGAAAGCCUUAUCAAAGAUGCAAGGAACUCGAAAACGCUCCUCCCUAAUCUCUACCACCUGGGAUCAACCUCCAGAGAGGAAGUUCACAGGGCUUCAGUAGGUCCGAUUCAGGAGAAACUGGAGUCUAUGGCAGGAGAGGUGACUUCUGUCAUGGACCAACAGCUACAGACACUGUUGGAAUCUAUGAUGGACGCAGCGGAGUCUCUGUGUCCUCACGUGAUGAAGAGAAGUAACCUUCGCUCAGACCUUGUAAAGGCCAGCUCAGCAAAGAUGGUCGUCCCCAAGAGCUUUGUCACCAAAACUCUCUUGGAGCAGUCCGGUAUUGACAUCAUCAAUAAGAUUAGUGAGGUGAAGCUGAGUCUUGCCUCCUUCCUGUCCGAUCAUAUUGUUGACGAGAUCUUAGAGGCGCUUUCGACUUCACAACACACUCUGGCAGACCAUCUGGUGCAGAGAGGGCGCCCCCUGGUGCAGCAGGAGUCAGUAGACAUGGACGCUCCAGAGGAAAGGAUUCCUAAACGAGCAUCCGCUGAGAUCCUGGAGGGCGAGAGACUGGAAGACCUGGAGUCAUGCAUGAUGACUCCAAAGUCCAAAAGAAAAAGCAUCCAUACUCGAAUGCUGAGGCCAGUUUCACGUGCCUUUGAGAUGGAGUUUGACCUAGACAAGGCACUGGAGGACGUACCGGUCCAUGUUGAAGACACUGCCGCUCCAUCCCACACUCCUCCAACUCCAUCUCAGCCAUCAGCAAAAGUGGAUCCCCGCGUGCCAGGAGGGGUUUUAGAGCUUCCAUCUGAGGAGGAGAAAAAGCUGAAGCACUUUACGAAACUAAGACCACGCAGAAACAAAAAAACACACUCCAGUAAAAUACCACAAAUGAGCAAUACCCCCUCUCAGGACGGGGAGCAGAAUGGUCACAUAGGAAGGGUGGACGAGGGUGUGGAUGAAUUUUUCUCUAAAAAAGUCACCAAGAUAGAUUCAAAACGUUCCAUCAAGAGCUCUGAAUCUCACGAUGGAGAGAAGAAGAAGAGCAAAGGAGGCUUCCUCAACCUAAUCAAACGCUCUUCUAAAUCUGACAAAUCUGAUAAAUCAGACAAAAAUCAGGUGACCCCACCAUCUUCAGCUACAUCCAAUGCUUCUUUAGCCUCAGCUUCCAGCAUUGCUGAGGAACCUUCCUCUCCAAAGCCGACAGUAAAGAGCCCAGCACCCGAGCCAAAGUCAAGAGAUUCUUCAAGUCGCUCACAGCCUGCAGACUACAGCAGUAGCUCAGACCGUUCAGAGGAGCUGAGAACACCUGACUCCAUAGAUGAGCCGUGGGAUACCUCCGACGGCCGAGGGAGUCCUCAGGGUGGACGGCGGUACCCGGCCAUGCAGAUAAUGGGUAGUGGGCUGCUGGCAGAGAUGAAGGCCAAGCAGGAGAGGAGAGCACACAAGUCUUCCAGCCCUGAUAGGCCUGACAGUAAUUCCACAGGUUCUCCAGAGAAGACCUCAGCUCGUGUUGAAACCAAGCCUGAUCCCGCUCCUCGUGCUCGGGUUCCAUCUUCCUCGAGCUCCUCAGGGGGACCAGUGAGUCCUAAACCACUAAUGCCUCAGGGAGCAAAGCCUGCUUUGUCUGCCCGACCCUCCUUGCCACACAAGCCGAGAACAGCAAGCAGUAGGAGCAUAGAUGAAAACUUGGAUGCCCCCAAUGGUGAGGGGGUGUCUCCGAAAGCCACGGCUUCAUCACUGAAGAAGGCUUUACCAGAAAAAGACAAGGAAGCCCAUAACAGUUUGCAGCCUGGAAGUUCUGCCAAUAAAUCCACUCAGGAAGGGAGAAAGGCAUUUGGGUCUGAAUCCAGUACGCGUUCCAGCCAUCAGCGUGCCAACUCUGACGACCACGCCCCCUUCAAGACCAAGGGACCAUCAACUAAGUCAGACAAGGACAGAACAGGCAAAGAAUCGACAGAGCCUGAAAAAGAUGCUGACAAAGAAAUGAUUUUAAUAUGAACUCAUUGGGAACAAAAAGCCAUUAACUUCCCUUCAUAAGGUUUUUAAUGAUUUGACCCCUCAAAGUACAAAUUAGUUUGUGUAGUGCCAUGCAAGUAAUUCUUCUCAUGAUACUCUUUCUACUGCUAAACCAAAACUCAGAGCUUCCGUCUGCCACAAUUGAUUUCAUGUAUUAAUCAUGUGACCCGACAUGUAGCCGCUAAAUAGAGGCUGGGAAAUUACUUGCUAAUGUCCAAGUGCCCCAAAGGUACCAAACACCUAACAACCAUCACUGUACUGUACUUGAAGUCUGCUUUACAACCACAACCUAAUGGCAUUUUCUUCUUUCUAAGACUUUUUCUACACACUGAAAUCUGCUUUUUCGGAUCUAUUAUGCAACCCGUCUUUCUCCACAGGACGAUACAUGUUGAGCUGAGCAUCUCAGCACAAAUCACGCUUCAUGUAGCUUCGCUGAGAGUCUGAGGACCAGACAAGCGAGUAAAGGAAUCACCCUGUGAGGACUGUCUGGGAGACUUUUGCUGAGCGACUGUUAAGGAGUUAUAUUAUUACACCACACCCUUUAACUGCAGGGGUCUGUUUGGAGGCUGUCUGCUGUUGAGGCUACAUUGCAAUAUAAGAAGGAGCUGUGCUGCAUGCCGUUUUUGUUUUUUUUGUCAAAUUGUCGUUUUUUCUCUCUUAACGUUUGUACAGUGAGGGCUUCCAACCUUAAUUGCUUGAAUGCAACGUUUGCGGACAAUUGUCCAAAAGUGAACUGGAGGUGGGGGGAGGGGAGAUGGUUGAUUUAUUGUAUAUACUCUUUUCAGCACAUGCCACAUAUCAGGUUUUGGUGCAGCAGAUGCUCUUUUUGACACUGCGUUACAACAUGUCCACUCACUGUUCUGCAAGUGCACUGAGAGGGACGCAGGAUUCAUCCAGAUUGGAUUGAUGGAAGUUCUUCAGCCGUCCUGGGCUUGUUUUUUUUAGGGGGGGUAGGACUUUGUGCAAGGCCAGAGACGCACAAAACACAUUUUCCCAAACUGGCUUCCACAAACAGAUUUUGACAAAAUUGCUGUAUCAAAGUCAUAACUGAGGAUUAUUUAUUGAAUGAUGGUACUUUUUUGGAUAUAUAAACAAGUAAGUAAUAACAUUUAUUCAUUAUGACUCCUUCUGUUUUGGCUCUGAUACAGCUUCCAAAGGUGGGCUGCUUGUCCGUCUCACUGCCUUUUACACAACAAACGUUUCAGUAUAAAACGAGCUAAUAGCUAAGUAUGUUGUUGCGAACAACACUGUUCUUGUUGUACAUACUGUAAGAACCUGAUGUCAGGCAACAUUUGUUUGUAUUUAUUUCUGUCCUCGACGUCACCUAUUUUGUCAAAAAGCACAGGUGUUCAUAAGAGUGUGCACGUGCACACAAAGUGUUGCUGCAGCUGAAUAUGACUCGGCGUGUGUUUGGGACUGCAUGAUGUGCACUGUACUGUACUGUACUGUAUGUAAAUAGUAUGUUCCUCUAAACCUGCAGGCGUGUGUGUAACAAAUGCACAUGUAAUAUGCACACUGUGACUGUUGUUUCUCUGCUCACGCCUGUGUGAACAUGUUUGGCCACACUGCUUGUAACAAGUUUGGGAUAACAUCCAACAUCUUCGUCAUUGUUGUUUGCCCCGACUCACAUGUACAUUGUGUUUAUAAAGCCAAAAUUGUUUCUAUGUAUGCAUUUGUUCUAACAUUUCUCUUAUGAGUCUCACUAAAUACUAAAGACUCGUUUGCACAUAUUUACUUUCGCUGUUAAUCAUUGUGUUCUGCGGGUGUCCAUGUGAUCAGUUCUGAUUAAAAAUGAUUUGACUGUCCUUAAAA
This is a messenger RNA of Nerophis ophidion (straightnose pipefish), 6437 nucleotides long. RefSeq names its product F-actin-uncapping protein LRRC16A-like. Gene Ontology annotation, molecular function: protein binding. Gene Ontology annotation, biological process: regulation of Arp2/3 complex-mediated actin nucleation; cell migration. Bases 468 to 4607 code for a protein of 1379 amino acids. The record is from RefSeq and is a predicted model, not a curated record. The transcript is spliced from 38 exons. Lineage: Eukaryota; Metazoa; Chordata; Actinopteri; Syngnathiformes; Syngnathidae. Gene Ontology annotation, cellular component: lamellipodium; plasma membrane.